Messenger RNA from Gaeumannomyces tritici R3-111a-1, 563 nucleotides. RefSeq lists its product as hypothetical. NCBI's taxonomy places the organism in Eukaryota, Fungi, Ascomycota, Sordariomycetes, Magnaporthales, Magnaporthaceae. The coding region runs from base 84 to 563 and encodes 159 amino acids. The transcript has a single exon. The record is from RefSeq and is a predicted model, not a curated record.
CCAAAAACCUCGAUAGCCGUAACCGUAAGUAAUCGGUGUUUGGCCGCUCCCUUUGAACUCCUGGACCUAACCGGUAGCUGCAAAUGUCGUCCAGCACAACCGCCGCGGUGGGAAAGUCGAACUCCCGCUGGGUGCCUGCCUCGGGUCCCUCGGUCCCCCAGGCCCCGGACCAGCGCCCUCCUAGUAACCCCCCGGUGUCCUCCCCAGCUAUCGUGGUUCCGUCGGAUUCGGACUCGCCUGAGCCUCCAGUCCCUCAGGUCCCCAACAGUCGCCCGGCCGGUAACCCCCCGGUGGGCCCUUUAAAUGUCGCGGGUCCAUCGAACCCUCCUGCGCCUGCAACCCCUCAGGCCUCCCACAAGCGUCCUGCCGGUAACCCCCCGGCGGGCUUUAACCGCCGCGGCAAAAAGACCGCCGCCGAGAAGAAGCGUGAGGCGCGCGACGAGCGCCGCCGCAACGCCCUCGAUUCCAAUGGUCCUGCCCCCGAAACGGACACCGCUUCCUCCUCGCUUUACAUGGGUGUCCGCGACGCGCUCCCGCCGCAAGAGGUUAUCGAUUCCCAAUAA